Cololabis saira (Pacific saury) is the source of this 3394-nucleotide messenger RNA. RefSeq names its product prolyl endopeptidase (gene prep). Gene Ontology annotation, biological process: proteolysis. Gene Ontology annotation, cellular component: cytosol. The record is from RefSeq and is a predicted model, not a curated record. The transcript is spliced from 14 exons. The coding region runs from base 54 to 2279 and encodes 741 amino acids. Gene Ontology annotation, molecular function: oligopeptidase activity; serine-type endopeptidase activity. Lineage: Eukaryota; Metazoa; Chordata; Actinopteri; Beloniformes; Belonidae.
UGUUGGCUGUGAGCGGUGCACACACUCCCACACAAACCCAGCGCUUCAACUUCAUGCUUUUUAGGUUACACAGAGGCGUCUCAAAACCCCUGACACAAGCCCUUAGUCGCCUUUGUUUUUCACGCCAAUCCCGAAGAGUGACCUCUACCAUGGCUUUCCAGUAUCCCCAGGCUUACCGCGACGAGGCCGUUGUGGACAGGUACCAUGGAUGCCAGGUGCCGGACCCCUACAGCUGGCUGGAGGACCCUGACAGUGAGAAGACCCAGGCCUUUGUCAAUGCUCAGAACCAGCUGACGUUGCCAUUUCUAGAGGGCUGCGAGGUGCGAGACCUGUUCAAGGAGCGUAUGACCGAGCUGUAUGACUACCCCAAGUAUAGCUGUCCCUUCAGGCGGGGAAGCAGGUACUUUCACUUCUACAACACGGGUCUCCAGAACCAGAGUGUGAUGUAUGUGCAGGAGAGUCUAGAUGCUGAGCCUACAGUCUUCUUAGAUCCAAACACAUUUUCUGAUGAUGGGACUGUUGCCCUGCGAGGCUAUGCAUUCUCUGAGGAUGGGGAAUACCUGGCGUAUGGCACCAGUGCCAGUGGAUCAGACUGGGUGGAGAUGCACUUCCUGCGUGUUGAGGGUGCGGUGCAACUGGAGGACCACUUGGAGCGGGUCAAGUUUAGUUGUAUGUCCUGGACUCAUGAUGGGAAGGGCCUUUUCUACAACUCCUAUCCUGACCAGGAGGGAAAAAGUGAUGGAACUGAGACCUCCACUAAUCUGCAUCAGAAGCUGUACUUUCAUGUACUGGGGACUCCGCAGUCUGAGGAUGUGCUUUGUGCUGAGUUUCCUGACAACCCUAAAUGGAUGAGUGGGGCAGAGGUAUCAGAUGAUGGGCGCUACGUGCUGCUGUCAAUCAGAGAGGGUUGUGAUCCUGUCAACAGAUUGUGGUAUUGUGACCUUGAAACAACUCCUCAGGGUAUUACAGGACUUUUGCCAUGGGUGAAAUUAAUUGACAACUUUGACGCCGAGUAUGAAUACGUGACCAAUGAGGGCACGUUGUUCACUUUCAAGACCAACUUAGACGCCCCCCGUUACAGACUCAUCAACAUCGACUUUGCUUCUUCUGAUCAGAACAACUGGAAGGAGCUCAUCCCUCAGCAUGACAAGGACGUUAUUGUGUUUGCCACCUGUUCGUACUCCAGCUAUCUCUUUGUGUGUUUCCUCCAUGAUGUGAAGAAUGUUUUGAAGAUGUACACGCUGAGCUCUGGAGAAGAGCUGAGGACCUUCCCUCUUGAUGUCGGCUCCAUAGUGGGCUUCACAGGACGAAAGAGGGACUCCGAGAUCUUCUACUAUUUCACCUCUUUUCUAUCUCCAGCCAUCAUUUACCACUGUGACCUUACUAAGGAGCCACUGCAGCCACACAUCUUCAGAGAGGUCACUGUCAAGGGUUUCAACCCCUCCGACUACCAGACCACCCAGAUCUUCUAUCCCUCCAAGGAUGGCACUCAGAUACCCAUGUUUAUCGUUCACAAGAAGGGAAUUAAAUUGGAUGGCUCCCAUCCAGGUUUUCUGUAUGGCUACGGGGGUUUUAACAUUUCCAUCACACCAAGCUAUAGCGUCUCCCGACUCAUCUUCGUCAGACAUCUGGGAGGAAUUCUGGCGGUUGCCAACAUCAGAGGUGGAGGAGAGUAUGGGGAGACCUGGCACAAAGCUGGCAUGCUGGCAAACAAGCAGAACUGCUUCACAGACUUCCACUGUGCAGCUGAAUAUCUCGUCAAGGAGGGUUACACAUCCCCUUCCAAACUGACCAUAAACGGAGGUUCCAACGGGGGUCUGCUCGUAGCUGCCUGUGUGAAUCAACGGCCUGAACUGUUUGGCUGUGCAGUAGCCCAGGUGGGCGUCAUGGACAUGCUGAAGUUCCACAAGUUCACCAUCGGCCACGCCUGGACCACAGACUUUGGCUGUUCAGACAACAAGCAGCAGUUUGAAUGCCUCAUGAAAUACUCCCCACUGCAUAACAUCCACAUCCCAGAAGGCAAUGGGGUCCAGUAUCCUGCAGUCCUACUGCUGACGGGGGACCAUGAUGACCGGGUAGUGCCUCUCCACUCCCUCAAAUAUAUCGCCACCUUGCAGCAGAUUGUAGGUCGUAGCCCCAAGCAGACCAACCCCCUGUUCAUCCUUGUUGACACAAAGUCAGGUCACGGCGCUGGCAAGCCCACCAGCAAAGUCAUCCAGGAGGUGGCCGACACCUACGCCUUCAUCGCCCGUUGUCUCAACAUCUCCUGGGUCAAGUAACCUGCCUCCCCCCCCAGUUUUAUUUGCAUUUUCCUUUUACGCAAAUCUACAAGACUGUUACCCCCCGCUGUUGACGUGUUCUUUAAUAAUACCUACACAUAAACUUGUGUUUACUCAGCCGCCAGCACAUAUUGAUUUUGUUUAAUCCGUUUUGUUUUGUUUUUUUUGGGGGGGGGGGGGGUUAUGUUUCCUCCUCCUCUUAGCGUGAGCCUGUCAGUGUCUCACCUGCACAGAGCUAAUGUAUUGAAGGCUCUCUCUGUAGUUCUUUAUACAGUUUAGGGGCUACUUUCAUGAUUACAGUAAUCAGGCAUUACAGUCCUGAGGUAUCAAUGGCAAACACUUUAAGGAUUGUCUCCUGCAAUCUGUAGGAGCUCAAACAUGAUGCAAAUUAUUUAUUUGUUGUUUGUAUACAUUACGGUGCCCAUUUGAGUUUAAAUUGUUGCAUAAUGCACAAUGCCGACUGAAUUCUGCUAUGGUACAAAUGGACAGUAUUGCUUUUGGCAUGGCAACCUCCAAAAAAGAAAGUGUGGUAUGCAUGUGGAAGUGUUUGUGCGUGUGUUUGUGUGUGUGUGUGUGUGUGUGUGUGUUUUACUGUCGGUUCCCAGACUUCUUUUAGAUUGAUUUCUACCUCUUGACUUGUGCUGAUUGUUUACCCUUUCAAAGGGAACUAAAAACAGAGCCACAACUACAAUAAACAACUUUUUAAAAGCAAUUUAUCAUCUUUUUCUUCAGCAGUAUUUGAUGAGCUUCACCACAAUGUAAUGGCUUCUUUUUUUCAUUUGUCUCAUUGCUGCAAUAUAGAAACUGCCCCAUCUGGAACAACACAGUUUAUUAUUAUCGGUAUUAUCAAUAAAGGGAGCUUUAAAUAACUUACGUGCAUUUGAAUAUAUUUAUAUAAAGAUUUACAGGUGAAAACUUCAAGUCGCAAAUGGAUGAUGUGAUGAUAGCUGGAGCUGCUGCUGAUGUUGCAGUAACUGUGAUUGCGUCGUCUGCCAGCAGGGGGCGCUCACUUUUCAACCAACAAGCACCUGAAGCAGUGGCAGAAAACGAGGGUGGUAUGUUUCACACAGCGGUCCCAUGAGGAUUUUUCACAUGAAUGUUUCAUGUUCAGGAAC